Messenger RNA from Dreissena polymorpha, 2941 nucleotides. Its product is annotated as creatine transporter-like. Gene Ontology annotation, biological process: sodium ion transmembrane transport. The transcript has 13 exons. The record is from RefSeq and is a predicted model, not a curated record. Gene Ontology annotation, cellular component: membrane. Lineage: Eukaryota; Metazoa; Mollusca; Bivalvia; Myida; Dreissenidae. Bases 99 to 2027 code for a protein of 642 amino acids.
AAAUAAUACAACAACAAUAAAUUGAAAGACAUAAAUGAAGAAAUAAAAUAAACUUAAAAUACAUAAAUAACAAAAUUACUUAGUUAAAUUGUCUAAACAUGAGUGUUGCUAACAAGGGACUUUCGUACGUGUGCGACUCACAGCCGUUCGUGGAGGCAGAGAAUAUAUCACGUUGUCAAACAGACGAAUGUACGGACGAAAGUACUUCCACUGAGCACCAGGUCGGUCUCAGGUCCCGGAAGCCCCAGUUUUCUGGGCCAUGCAGCUUCUUCGUUUCGCUCGUCGGCUACUCCAUGGGGACCUCGGAUUUUUGGAGAUUUCCAUAUCUGGUGUUCCGAAACGGCGGAGGUGCAUUUCUGUUGCCAUUCCUGUUCUUCAUGUUGAUAUGCGGACUACCCCUGAUGUUUUUGGAAGUUUCUACGUCGCAAUUCUCAGGCCGAGGCCCAAUGGCAAUGUGGAACAUGGCGCCAUUUUUUAAAGGAAUUGGUUACACCUUACUGGCGAUCAACAUUGUAAAUAACGUCUACUACAACGUCUUGCGCGCAUGGAUCCUAGAGUAUUUCGUGCAGACCUUUAAAAGUGAACUCCCAUGGGCGUCCUGUGGGCACAGCUGGAACCAGGAUGGGUGCAUACCAAGUAAUGGGCGAUUUAACAAUGCCACAAUCCAGCAGACUGCUAAUGGUUCUCAAAUGACUUCAGCUGAACAGUUCUGGCAGUACAACGUGUUGCAGUUAUCUCCCGGGCUCGGCCACAUAGACGGCAUACUCUGGAAUUUUGUACUGUACGUGUUCAUAUGGCGGACACUGGUGGCCAUCUGCAUGGUGAAGGGCAUUAAAUCUAUUGAAAAGGUAAUGUACGUGACCGUGUUCCUGCCCAUCAUUCUGAUGCUGGGGAUCUGGGCUCGAGCCCUUAUGCUGAAGGGAUCCGUACAAGGAAUGCUGUACUACAUCACACCGACAUUCGACAGAAUCACAGACAUACAGGUGUGGAUAGAGGCAGCCAUGAUGGCGACAUAUACACUGGGCCCAGGAUGGGGAACAAUUCCGAUGAUUGCAAGUGAAAACAGUUUCCAUGGCAACACGAUAAAAUACUCUAUCUUGGCCACUCUCUGCGACUUCUUGUCUGCGGUCUUCAACGGCCUCAUCUGCUUCUCCAUUCUCGGGGUCAUGGCGCAUGACAGCGGCCUUGACCUGGAAAACACCGUCACAUCCGGUCUGUCCCUCGGCUUCACAGUGUACCCUACCGCGUUUACGUACUUCCCACUACCGCAGCUGUGGUCAGCCAUCUUCUUCAUUAACCUCAUCUUUGUGGGACUUGAUGCUCAGGUUCUUUCCACACAGACGCUCAUGAACUGCCUGCAGGAUUUAUGCCCCACGUGGUUCGUAGGCAAGAGACGCUUGAUUCUGGUAGUGCUUAUCAACAUUUUGGCGUUUCUCGUCUCGAUACCGUUUUGCACACGGGGCGGGAUGUACAUAUUCCAGCUGCUGGACUGGUACGCCGCCGCGUGGACGCUGUUGUUCGUGUGCCUGGUCGAGUGCAUCGUGUUUUCGUGGGUAUACGGCUCUUCACGGAUAAGUCGCGAUCUGGAAAUAAUGCUCGGGAGGCCGAUGCCAGUAAUUCUCAGAGUCUUGGGCUCCUUCGUCACUCCGACUGCCAUGCUGAUACUUCUGUGCAUCUCAUUCAGUCGGUAUCGUCCGCCCACGUACGGCCAGUAUGUUUAUCCGGCGUGGGCCGAGGCCCUGGGGUGGUCCCUUGCCUUCGCCAUCAUAUCGCCUAUAGUCAUCGUGUUUUUCGUGCGACUGGCGCAAGCCGACGGCUCCAUUAUUCAGAAGUUGAAGUCAUUUAAUGUACCGUCAGAUAUUUGGGGACCGAGUGAUAAAAACGCUGCAGAAAAAUACGACAACGACGAGGCGUCACCUACGCUGAUCUCGACGUUUCGUUUCAAUGCGGUUGGAAAAAGAACCAAAACGCAAAGCUUGGAAAACAACCAAGAAAUGUCGGAACAAAAGAAAUUCAUAAGAACCUGAAAUGAUUGUGCUUUAGCAUUUCAUUCCUAAUUGAAUAAGAUGUUCACCUGACCCAUUAACCCAUUUAUGCCUAGCGUCUAGAAAAAAAGGCAUUGGCAAACAGCGUAUACCCAGAUGAGACGCCGCAUGAUGCGGCGUCUCAUCAGGGUCUGCGCUGUUUGCUUAAAGGAAUUUCUGUAUGAAAUAUUCUAAAUAUAGAAAUAAAUAUACUAGACAUCCCUAAUUUUGGAAAUAAAUUUAUCCAAAUUAGAUGGAUGGGAGAGUUCACUAGGCAUUACUGGGUUAAUCAAUUAUUUUCAGCAAAUACGUUUUGAAACGUUGCAGGUUUAAAUAACGAUUUAUAAUGUUGUUUUUUGAAUCUAUUUGAAUGAGUGUUCUGUUUUGUGAACAUAUAGAAAUAUUGUACAUGUACUGUGUUAAAUAUUAUUACUUUUAUAUUGCUAUGAACGAGACUGUAUGCAUAGUUAAUCGAAACAUAACCAGUAUAUAACCUAAAGAAUUUUCCUCAAGUAGGUCGUGUUUAUUGUUUACCGUUGAUGCAUUCCGAGACUUACAUAAUUGUUGCUGACAUUCAAGUAAUGAAAGCAUAAUGAGGUUUGUUCUAAACAAACUUGAUAAACCAACUUGUCAUUCAAAGUAGAUUUCACUUGUUAUAAAUAUUUUCUGGACCAACGUGCAUAAAGUUUUUUUUAAUAAUAUCUAGGUUACAUACACUCGGUGGUUGCAGACAAGAAUGGUUCACAUAAUCUAAUAAACCAAAUCUUUCCUAUAUACAAUAAACAUGAUAAAUAACAAGUUAUAAGUUCCUUGUAAAGAAAAUGAAGAAACUAUGUUACAUAUAUUCAGAGAUAUACAAAGAGAAUUGUAAAUUAUAUUAUUGAAUUUCUAGUGUAAUAUAAUGUACACAAAUGAAA